This is a messenger RNA of Verticillium alfalfae VaMs.102, 885 nucleotides long. RefSeq names its product steroid 5 alpha-reductase. Gene Ontology annotation, molecular function: 3-oxo-5-alpha-steroid 4-dehydrogenase activity. The record is from RefSeq and is a predicted model, not a curated record. Gene Ontology annotation, cellular component: membrane. NCBI's taxonomy places the organism in Eukaryota, Fungi, Ascomycota, Sordariomycetes, Glomerellales, Plectosphaerellaceae. Gene Ontology annotation, biological process: steroid metabolic process. The transcript has 3 exons. The coding region runs from base 1 to 885 and encodes 294 amino acids.
AUGUCUCUCAUUGAGAAUUGGCUUCCUCCGACGAGAGAGAAUUGGAAGACCAUUCUGAGCGUUUGGCAAAUCUCGUACCCAAUCCUCGGUUCUCUACAGUACCUCAUCUCAUGGUAUGGUAUGGGCAAGACAUCGGUAAAAAGCCGUGUCAACCUGCCCGGCCGCGUUGCGUGGUUCCUCAUGGAGAUCCCAGGCUUCUCCAUCCUACUUUAUGUCAUGAGAACGCUGCCCGGCCUCUCCGGCAUCACGGACCUUCCGUGGCAGAACAAAGUGCUUGCCGGUCUUUUUGUCAUUCACUACUCAUAUCGCGCAGUGAUUUUCCCCUUCAUCCAGCCGUCCAUGUCUCCAAUCCAUCCGCUCGUCGCCAUACUCGCCACGAGCUUCCAGCUCGUCAACGGCACCUGCAUAGGCGCCUACCUGGCGGCGUACGGGCCGACGACUGAGGCGCAGUGGUCCGCCGCCCUCGCGCCGUUUGGCACCGCGCAGUUCGUCGCUGGCAUCGCCGUCUUCUACUGCGGCCUCGUCGGCAACUACUUUCACGAUGAGGAGCUGCGCGAGAUCCGCCGCGUAGAGCAGCGGCGACAUGAACGCGUCGCCCGCGACAAGCAGCAGAACGGAGACGCCCGACCGACUGUCGACAAGCACUACCGUGUGCCCAACACCUUGUUGUUCAGGUACAUGCUGUACCCUCACUAUCUUUGCGAGUGGAUUGAGUGGUUCGGUUUCUGGAUGGCCUCCGGCUGGUCCGUGCCUGCACGUGCUUUCCUCAUCAAUGAGAUUGCCGCCAUGCUUCCGAGAGCCAUCAAGGGACGAAAGUGGUACGCCGAGCAGUUUGGAGAAGACAAGAUUCGGAAGAAGUGGGCAGUUCUUCCGGGGCUCUACUAA